UAAAUAACCCCACAAAUAAAUAAAUUUAAAAUCCAGUUCCGAUUCGACUCACGUUUCCACAGUUGAGCUUCGUCCAUCUUCCCCCUGGUUAUGGCUCCUACCUUCAUCACUUCCUCUCUCAUUCCCCCUGCUGUCUAUUUCCUCUAUGAUUAUGUAAGACUGCAGUUCUGCAAAGCUGCUGAUGUGACAGAUCCAGGCACCUACACACACCCAAGGCCCAGUGAGCAAAGGGAUGGCAGUGAACUCAGUGGCCACAGCCGCCGUCAUCGCUAUGGAUUUGUGUAUCGAUCGCUGUCCUCGGUGUUGCAUCACAGCAGGACGUUAUGUCACUGGAAAUGAUGCAACAUGUCCUGGAAACGACUGGUAUGGAUGGAUUUUCCAUUGACUCUAAAAGCCAAACACGCCAAGGUCAAAAAUGUUUAGCGAGGUUUAACCUUCCUGUGUUUGAGCGCCGCCACAAACAGGUGCAUUAACAUAAUAAGGCAAACCACUGAGGCUCAUCCGACUGAGCUACUCUUCAUGUACAGUAAUAACUGCUGAAAAAAACGUGUUGAUGCCUGGAGUGCAUGAAACUUGUGUUAUUAGAAGGUUCAAAGUGAUCAAGUGGUGAAGUGAUCACUUUACAUGGUCCAACAUUGUGGACCUUUGUCUAAUAAGCAAAAAAAAAAAAAAAAAACGGUCCCAUUUAAUUAUUUGAUUAAAAAAUGUAAAUUUAAAGAUUUAAAUAUUCUCUCUCAUACCUCAGUUUUCAUGGUUAACUUCUUCUCUCUCCUUUCUCUCCGUUGGUGUAUAGAACUGCUCCACCAAAUGCCCUGCACCUGAAGUUCUUCAUCCCUACUUCCUCCUUUGAAGGGCUCUGGCGUCGCCCCGGGGGAAGAGUGCCCCACUGCUCUGGAAAAUCAGAAGUGAAUGACUUGGGUCCAAUUUGGAAUAGAAAAGUCAGAAGUCAUCACUGCAGUGUUGAAGUGUGAGAUUUGAGACGAAGAAAAUUUUUCCUUGUCCCAAAGAGACUCCUCUGGACCAGAGUGACGUCUGCUAAUGACUCACUGAAGAGGAAGGUGGGAAGAUUAGGAGCACGUUAUUUGGGAUGUUGGCAAGAAUGUGACAAAGAAUAAAGCCAUCGAACCUAAAGAACAUCAUGAUGAGAGGAUGCUUCAGUGUGACUUCAAGAUAAUAUGAAGAAGGUGAGGUUUUUAAACAAUCUGUCACUGGAACUGAAAAGAAGUCAACAACUGAUAAUUAUGAUUUUUGGAAUUGAUUAAAUGAUUGUUCUUUGUAUUGUUUUUAUUUUUUAAACCGUUUGUCUCUGGGAGAAUUUUCCAGAGGCAGAGGUAGCUGGGCGGCACCAUGUGACCUCUCCAGCUGUUGCUGUAUGCUGGUAUGUGAAAGACGGAGCGCUGAAGAAGUGAGGGAGGGGCGUCCAAUGUGACUGGUGACAAUCCUCUGUUCUGCAGAGAGGCAGACAGCAGGGAUGUGAGGAGGAGUUCACACUCUCACACCUCCUGAUUUUAGUGGAUCACAUUUAUUCGUCACCUCUUUACUCUGCAGUCUCACGCAGCAACGCAACACCGGACAAUACCAAAGCCGGCAGCAGCAGCAGGAGCAGCAGCAUCAACUCUUCUGCCCUUCGUCAUCAUCAUCAUCAUCAUCUUCUCACAUGUUGGGGUGAGCAGAUUAACGGCUCCGUUUACAUCCCGGGACUGUGAGCUUGCUGUGGCUGGAAGAUAAAAGGACAGAGGGGUGUUGGAGGUGGUGGAGGAAAGGCUGCAGAGAAUGGUGGGAGAGCCAAAGAGCCCCCCCCUGCACUGAGGAUGGACCAAUGGAGCAACUGCAGGACAAAUAGAUGAAGCAAUCCUCCUGUAAUCCUCCUGUUAUCUGUCUCUCUAGGAAUCUCCAAACACUCACAGCAUCCCACUGAAGGGAUAUGUUCAUCAUCGUUAUGGGAUAGGUAUAUAGAGAGAGUGGUUGCCAUGGAUACCAGCACGCGCAAAUUCACAGUGCGGAGAUGGUUCUCCAUCUACCUGAAGAACAAGGCAGCGAGGAACAAGAGCAACGCAGGAUUCUGUCAGCUGGAGGAUGACAGCGUCUUAAAGGAGAUUGACAUCAGCCACCAUGUGAAGGAAGGCUGUGAGAAAGCUGAUCCAUCACAGUUCCAGCUGCUCAAAGUGCUGGGACAGGGCUCCUACGGAAAGGUGUUUCUGGUGAGGAAGAUCAGGGGAGCAGACAGGGGACAGCUAUAUGCCAUGAAGGUCCUUAAAAAAGCCACACUGAAAGUUAGGGACCGUGUUCGAUCCAAGAUGGAGAGAGACAUUCUGGCAGAAGUCAACCAUCCGUUUAUAGUUAAACUACACUACGCAUUCCAGACAGAAGGAAAGCUCUACCUGAUUCUGGACUUCCUGCGAGGUGGAGACCUUUUCACUCGUCUGUCAAAGGAGGUCAUGUUCACAGAGGAGGACGUGAAGUUUUACCUUGCAGAAUUGGCUCUGGCUCUGGACCAUCUGCACAGUCUGGGCAUCAUCUACAGGGACCUGAAACCUGAAAAUAUUCUGCUGGAUGACGAAGGACAUAUUAAAAUAACAGAUUUUGGCCUGAGCAAAGAGGCCAUCGACCACGACAAAAGAGCGUACUCCUUCUGUGGAACCAUAGAAUACAUGGCUCCAGAGGUGGUGAACAGGAGAGGACAUACACAGAGUGCAGACUGGUGGUCUUUUGGAGUUUUAAUGUUUGAGAUGUUAACUGGGUCGUUACCUUUCCAAGGAAAAGAUCGCAAGGAGACGAUGGCACUUAUCCUGAAGGCUAAGUUAGGGAUGCCUCAGUUCCUCAGUCCUGAGGUGCAGAGUUUACUAAGAGCACUCUUCAAGAGGAACCCUGCAAACCGCCUGGGUGCAGGACCAGAUGGAGUUGAGGAAAUAAAAAGACAUCGCUUCUUUGCUUCGAUAGACUGGAACAAGUUGUACAAGAAGGAAGUAAGGCCUCCCUUUAAACCCACUGUUGGACGACCUGAAGACACUUUUCACUUUGAUCCUGAAUUCACCUCCAGAACACCAACUGAUUCUCCAGGAAUCCCUCCCAGUGCUAACACCCACCAGUUGUUUCGUGGUUUCAGCUUUGUUGCAACUCAUCAAAGUCAGGAGCCGAGUGUGGCUGCAAUCACGACUUCUCGUCAGGAAGUGAAGAACAUGGAACCGAUAGGACAGCAUCUUCGCGGUGAUGUGUCCUUCAGCGACGUCUAUGAACUGACUGAAGACGUGGGACAGACUGUGUCUUGUGUCCGCAGGACAUGUCUGCACAAAGUAACAGCUGUGGAGUAUUCAGUUAAGAUCGUCGACAGAGUGAAAAAAGAUCUGUCCGAGGAGAUUGAGAUUCUGCUCAGAUACGGACACCAUCCAAAUAUCAUUUCACUGAAAGACGUUUUUGACGAUGGUCAGCGCGUGUUCCUGGUUCAAGAUUCACUGAGAGGGGGCCAGCUGCUGGACAGAGUUCUGACCCAGGCAGACUUUACAGAGAGAGAAGCGUCAGACAUCAUCUGCACACUGGCCAAAACAGUGGAAUUCUUACACUCAGUGGGGGUUGUGCAUCGCGACCUGACACCCAGUAACAUAUGUUACUCUGACGACAGCGGGCGGCCGGACUGCAUCGCAAUCUGCGAUUUUGGAUCUGCCAAACAGCUGAGAGCAGACAAUGGCUUGUUGAUGACUCCUUGUUACACUGCGACGUUCAUGGCUCCCGAGGUCCUAAAGAAACAGGACCACGACGCAGCAUUUGACAUCUGGAGUCUCGGUGUCCUGCUUUACACCAUGAUUGCAGGUGUCAGUCCAUUUGCCAGUAGUGCUGAUGACAAAGCAGAUGUGAUUCUGACUCGGAUUGGCAGUGGUUUGCUCAUGACCACUGGAGGAAACUGGGAGCUAGUGUCAGACGGUGUCAAGGACAUUGUGGCUAAAAUGGUUCACGUGGAUCCUCAUCAGCGUCUGACUGCUUCACAGGUUCUUCAUCAUCCUUGGAUUACUGAUAGAGACCAGCUCUCGGAAAAACCUCUCAGCCGACACGAUGUAGACGCUGUCAAGGGGGCACUGUCAGCGACCUACUCGGCUCUGACAACCAUCAUGCCUGCUCCUGUCCUGGAGCCCGUCCAGUCGUCCACCCUGGCUCAGAGGAGAGGAGUGAAGAAAGUGGUGAAUCCACAUGUCGGUACAAAGAACAAAGAGGAUGAGAGUGGAACUAAAGACAUGAUGUAGUACUGCUAGUAGUACUAAUUUGUCCCUCUUAAAUAAAGACAAAGAAGCACAAACAACCAGUAAAAGAACUGAAAAAAAAACCUUAACAAAGAUAGAAACGACAAAUUUCAGUCUUUUUUCAAAGAAGCCAGAAACAUUUGUAAUUUGAAAAACAAAACAAAAACAGAAAUUUUCAGAUCAAGAUUCUCCUUGUUUUUCAAGUAAAUAUAAUUUUGACAUGAAUCACAAUCUGGAUUGGACUUGAAAAUCUGAACAUUAACAUUUAGGAUGAGAUUCUCUCGACAGUGACGUGGUCCAUGUUCACAGCUGCAUGUUCAAUAUGUUAAUGUCAAACCAAAGGGAAUAGAAACCAUCCACGUCUCCUGGUUCCUAAUGCACUCAAUCAUUAAACUGUAUUUUACAAUCGUCUUCCACAAAAACAGCCUACACCUGGUGAUAAUACGACUGCACUUCACCACUAGGGGCAGUGUGCUAAGUGUCAUGUUUAAUUUGUCUUAGUUUUUCCAACAAUAUAUUCAAAAAGUGAGUGGUGUCUUUGUGUAAUUGCAGUGAGUUUCUCUCUUUCUCUCUCUCUCUCUCUCUCUCUCUCUCUCGUGCCCUGCAGGCUCUUGUUAAUCCUCAGCAUCUAAGUCUCUGUUUCUGUUGCCCUGCUCGUGUGUCAUAUGCUGUAGAAGCAGAAGCAGACUGGAGAUACAAUAAGUGCAUAUACUCCGCAUAGCACACUAUGUGUAGUAGCUACUGUUGACAGAUAAGAAACCAUAACUGAUAUGUAACUAAUGCAAACUUUAGCUCAGUUCUUUACGUCAUGUUCGCUGAUGCACAAUCUGUAUGUGUUGUAUGAAUCUGGGACUGAUGCAAGUACGUGAGGCACCAAAGACUGUAGACUCUGUACGGGCUUGUCCCACUCAGUGGGCCUCGACGUAGGUAUAAAAGUUCUAUGCUAGCCCACUCCAGUGUAUCUAAUGUAAACCCACGUGUGGCCCACUGGGUGGGUUGCAGCCCUAGCAAAGAUGUAAAUAUUAUAUUGUUUAUGAAUUUUGGAUGUGCAAAUCCACCAGCAGAUAGGUUAUGUUUUUGUAUAUACCAUUCAGUAUCCAGCAGGUGUUUACAGCACUGCACGUGUAGUACUCACAGUGUACAUACUGUCUAUAGCUGCUCAAUUCUUAACUGUUGGCAACAAUGACAAUGUUUUACUAAUGAUGGAAAAUGCAACGCAUAAAGGAAGUCAAACAAA
Cynoglossus semilaevis (tongue sole) is the source of this 5469-nucleotide messenger RNA. RefSeq names its product ribosomal protein S6 kinase alpha-2-like. Gene Ontology annotation, molecular function: ATP binding; protein serine/threonine kinase activity; magnesium ion binding. The record is from RefSeq and is a predicted model, not a curated record. NCBI's taxonomy places the organism in Eukaryota, Metazoa, Chordata, Actinopteri, Pleuronectiformes, Cynoglossidae. Gene Ontology annotation, biological process: protein phosphorylation; intracellular signal transduction. The transcript has 22 exons. Bases 1971 to 4235 code for a protein of 754 amino acids.